This is a messenger RNA of Sitodiplosis mosellana (orange wheat blossom midge), 2781 nucleotides long. RefSeq names its product rab GDP dissociation inhibitor alpha (gene Gdi). Gene Ontology annotation, cellular component: cytoplasm. The record is from RefSeq and is a predicted model, not a curated record. The transcript is spliced from 3 exons. Gene Ontology annotation, molecular function: Rab GDP-dissociation inhibitor activity. Bases 428 to 1762 code for a protein of 444 amino acids. Gene Ontology annotation, biological process: vesicle-mediated transport; protein transport; small GTPase-mediated signal transduction. Lineage: Eukaryota; Metazoa; Arthropoda; Insecta; Diptera; Cecidomyiidae.
CGCAUCUGAAACGCGAAUUAUACGACAGCAACCGAGCCGAACCAGCCAACAAACCAUUGCGAUUGUUCCACUGAGAAAGUCAAUUUUUUUUUCUUUCCAAUCAAUCUUGAAGACAGCUCUCACUCUUUUUUUCCUUCGUCAUCCCGAUACUCGAUUUGGUGCGUGUAAACGUUGAACAUUACGUUUGACUUGGCGAAAAUCUUGUAAUUAUAAAUACAAAAGACGCGAAAAAAGUAAAAAAAAAAAAAAAAUAUUGUCAAUUAGUGUUUGGAAUUUUUUUUUUUCAUCGCACAAUUCCAAAUUCACCUCGUUCGAUCCGAAUUACUGUUCAUUUUUUUUUGUAGUCGCAAGAGCAUAGAUAAAAUUUUGUGUGUCGCUAUCGAUAAUCCAUAGUGUAAAGUAAAGCGAAAAGAAGAAGAAAAAAAAAAUGGAUGAGGAAUACGAUGCAAUUGUAUUGGGCACUGGCUUGAAAGAAUGUAUCCUGAGUGGUAUGUUGUCGGUGUCUGGUAAAAAAGUGCUGCACAUCGAUCGCAAUAAGUAUUAUGGGGGUGAAACUGCAUCGAUUACACCAUUGGAAGAUCUUUUUUCGCGUUUCAAUCAAACCGAACAAUUCAGCGAAAAGUAUGGCCGUGGCCGUGAUUGGAAUGUCGAUUUGAUUCCAAAGUUUUUGAUGGCGAAUGGCUUAUUAGUGAAAUUGCUAAUUCAUACGGGCGUGACCCGUUAUUUAGAAUUUAAAUCGAUUGAAGGUAGCUAUGUGUACAAAGGUGGAAAAAUCUCUAAAGUUCCCGUCGACCAAAAAGAAGCAUUGGCCAGCGACUUGAUGGGUAUGUUUGAGAAGCGUCGCUUCCGUAAUUUCUUGAUCUAUGUUCAAGACUUCAAGGAAGAUGAUCCAAAGACGUGGAAAGAUUUUGACCCACAAACUCAGAAUGCUCAAGCCCUUUACGAUAAAUUCGGUUUGGACAAGAAUACUCAAGAUUUUACCGGACAUGCACUGGCAUUGUAUCGUGACGAUGGCUAUUUGAAUGAUAAAGCCAUUACUACCAUUCAACGUAUCAAGUUGUAUUCGGAUUCGUUGGCUAGAUAUGGUAAAUCGCCAUAUUUGUAUCCGAUGUACGGUUUGGGUGAGUUACCACAAGGAUUUGCACGUUUGUCGGCCAUCUAUGGUGGCACUUACAUGCUGGACAAGCCAGUUGAUGAAAUUGUCGUCGGUGCUGAUGGCAAAGUGGUCGGUGUUCGUUCCGGCGAGGAAAUUGCCAAGUGCAAGCAAGUGUACUGUGAUCCGAGCUACAUUCCAGAUAAAGUACGUAAGACCGGUCAAGUGAUUCGUUGCAUUUGUCUUCUGGACCAUCCAGUUACCAAUACAAAGGAUGCAUUGUCAACGCAAAUUAUUAUUCCGCAAAAGCAAGUUGGACGUCAGUCCGAUAUUUAUGUAUCAUUGAUCAGUUACACGCAUCAGGUGGCUGCCAAGGGAUGGUUCAUCGGUAUUGUAUCGACUACAGUUGAAAGUGACAAUCCGGAAGCGGAAAUUUCGCCUGGCUUAGCCUUGUUGGCACCAAUUGCCCAUAAAUUCAUCGCUAUUUCGGACUAUGUCGUACCAACCGACAAGGGUCUCGAUUCGCAAGUCUUCAUCUCCGAAUCGUACGAUGCAACCACUCACUUCGAAACAAGUAGCUUGGAUGUGUUGGACAUCUUCAAACGUGGUACUGGCGAAGAGUUCGAUUUCUCCAAGAUUAAACACGAAUUAGGUGAUGAAGAUCAAUAAAAUGUUACACACAUAUACAUUUCAAAUGAGAAAAAAAAAACUAAUAAUAUACCAGUAAAGAUGAACAUUUUUCCAAUUGAUUUGAAAAAGCAAAUAACUUAAAAAAAAAAAAGAGAAAGAAAAAUGAAAAUCACCCAAAUCUAGAAUUGAACAAUAAUAUCUCAUGUUCUAAACGCGUUUCGCUUCGGCAACGCAAAAUUGUUCACAAAUAUUGAAAAAAAAGAAGAAAAAAUUAAACAAAUUAAGAAUUUGGCAGACACAUAAUUAUAUUAUAAACACAUGUUUCCCAAACUCUCUUCUUUUUUUAAAAAAACCAGUGGAAUAUUUAGUUUAAAAUAAUUAAGAAUUUCUGCAAGUUAAAGAAAAAUUAUGAAAAAUGCAUCAUGUUUAAACAGAAAAUAAUUUGAAUGGGCUUGAUUUUCGUUGUUUUUCCUCCUUCUUCCACACUUUUUCUUUCUAUCAUAUGUUUGAUGUAAUUUUUUGGAAAAUGAAAAUUUCAUUUUCUUUCCCCUGAUCAUUUUCUUGUUUUUUUUUUUUUUUAAUAACAAACCCCUUGAACUCUUCAACCAAGAGAGAGAGAGAGAGAGUUUUCAUCAAGUUAUAUAUGUUUUGUGAUUGAAAUUCCUAAGAAUUUAGUAAUUGUAAUGGCUAUUUACGAAAUCCCCACUGAGAGAAUAUUUAAUAUGGCUCAAAUUUAGGAACAUUUUUGCACCGCAAACAAUUUAUAUACAUAAUAUCAAAAUAACAACUUAAAAAAGAAGAAGAAGAAGAAAACAAGGAAACAUAAACAUCGAUAGGACAUCUCCCUAUUUCAGUUUUGCUUUAGGAGUAUCCGACUUUUUUUUCCCUCUUUUUUUCCAUAUCUCAACCAUCAAGCAAGUGUUAUGAGUUUUUCUUUAGAAAACAUCUUAUUACUAUACUAUCAAUAAGACGAAUAUAGUUUGCGCUUAAAUUGGCAAUAUUUUUUCUUUUAGUGGACAAAAAAUGGAACACAAUAAAAAAUGCAGAAUUUACUCUAA